CAUUUCAAUGAAAAGUGAAAUUCCUUGUCUCAUCGAAAGUGUUUUUCUCAAGGGAUUUCUAUUCAAAGGACUAUGAAAAAUCACUAAAUUGUGCCCUCAGAAACCCGCGCGACCCUUUUAUAUACGUUUUUAAAAAUCAUUUGUAACAAUUUUAAGUGUUUUAUAAGUGUUAUUUUAGAACGUCGCCCGACCAUGAAUCAAGUUUUAUUAUUUAUCACUAUUAUUCAAUAAUCUUGAGAACUGACACCUAGUUUUGAUGUCCUAAUUAAAGUUCAAGAGAACACACUUCAAAUUAAAGCGGAUAUACAAAUAUGCUGUGUGUAAAAACUAGUGAAGUUUAAAAAAAAUUGAUUAGUAACAAGUUUGUAAAGUGACAUGGAGGGAUCAACGGAGGCAACGGAAAUGUUGGAGCGGGAAAAGAGUUUGCUAUCAGAAUCUGGCCAGGAGUUGGUGGCGGUGCGGCUGUCAAUCAAUGGCAUGACGUGUCAGUCGUGCGUGCGCAGCAUAGAGGGCUCCGUCAGCGAACUGCCCGGCGUACACUACGUUAAGGUGGAGUUAUCAGAGAAAGCUGGCUACUUCAGGUAUGAGCCGCGUGUGUGCUCAGUGGAGCGGCUUCGGUCGCACAUAGAGGAUAUGGGGUUCGAGGUCGGCGGGGGCAGUAGCGACGACGAAACCAGAAAUCUCCUCCCGAAAGAGAUUCCAACGGAGCAGCUGAUCGACAUGUCUGCGCCAGAGGAGAGUGAGAUUCAGCUGUCAAUAGGCGGGAUGACGUGCCAGUCCUGUGUCAGCACUAUCGAAGGAACCCUGAAAGAGAUGCCAGGCGUGAAGUCAGCGACGGUCAGCCUGGCUGAAGGCAGCGCGUCGGUGCGCGCGGUGAACGCAGCGGUCACGCCGCAGCAGAUAGCUGACGCGGUGUACGCGCUCGGUUUCAACGUAGCACUCACUUCCGUUGACGGCGAGCAUAGUACAGACGCUUCACAAACAAAGAGUGAGGAAGGCUCCGGCGACGGAAUCAAACCAGCCUCCCCGGCCAAGAGCAAAACACAAGCAAACGGCACAGUAUCGCCUUCACCUGAGAACGAAAUAUCCCGGUGUACUCUUGAAGUCCGGGGGAUGACUUGCGCCUCCUGUGUCGCCGCCAUUGAGAAGCAUUGCUCCAAACUAUUUGGAGUCCACUCAAUCCUAAUAGCGUUAUUGGCAGCGAAAGCCGACGUCACCUAUGAACCCCGCAAGAUAUCAGCCGCGGAUAUCGCUGCGUGUAUAACGGAGCUGGGGUUCCCUAGCGAGGUUAUAUCUGAGGGCGACGGCAGCGGACCUAGGGACCUGCAACUUGCGAUCAAAGGUAUGACGUGCGCGUCAUGCGUUAAUAAGAUUGAGAAGACUGUACUUAAAGUGGCCGGUGUGGUCUCGUGUUCCGUCGCACUUACCACCUCUAAAUGCAGAAUAAAAUACAACAGUGAGCAAGUCGGCGCGCGCGCACUGUGUGACGCGAUCAACAACUUGGGGUUCGAGGCGACAGUCAUAGGCCCGCACAACAGGGGCACCACCAACUAUUUGGAACAUAAGGAGGAGAUAAAAAAAUGGCGGACGGCGUUCCUGAUAUCGCUGCUGUUCGGCGGGCCGUGUAUGGUCGCCAUGGCGUACUUCAUGGCUAUCAUGGCCCACGGACACAGCGCCCAGGACAUGUGCUGCGUCGUCCCUGGACUGAGCGUGGAAAACCUCAUCAUGUUCCUGCUGGCUACACCUGUUCAGUUUAUCGGAGGCUACCACUUCUACAGGCAGGCGUAUAAAGCUCUUAGCCACGGUACCUCCAAUAUGGACGUUCUUAUAUCCAUGACCACCACUAUCAGUUACCUGUACUCGCUGGCGGUGGUGGCUGCGGCCAUGAUCCAGCAGAAGGACACCAGCCCCAUGACGUUCUUCGACACGCCGCCCAUGUUGCUGGUGUUCGUCGCGCUCGGCCGCUGGCUCGAGCACAUCGCCAAGGGUAAAACCUCAGAGGCGUUAUCAAAACUCCUAUCCCUGAAGGCGACGGAAGCCGUCCUAGUUACACUGGGUUCAGAAGGCCAGAUCCUCAGUGAGAAGAGCAUCCCUGUGGAUUUAGUUGAGAGGGGAGAUGUACUCAAGGUGGUCCCCGGAGCCAAGAUCCCAGUGGACGGCAAGGUGAUAGUCGGGCAGAGCACUUGUGACGAGUCGCUGAUAACCGGAGAGUCUAUGCCGGUGCCAAAGAGUAAAGAUUCCCUAGUAAUAGGCGGCAGUAUAAACCAGCAUGGUGGUCUGCUGAUGCGGGCGACCCACACGGGCGAGGCGAGCACUCUCGCGCAGAUAGUGCGGCUGGUGGAAGAGGCUCAGAGCAGUAAGGCCCCCGUGCAGAGACUCGCUGACACCAUAGCGGGAUACUUCGUCCCCCUAGUGGUGUUCCUGUCGAUCCUGACGCUGGUCUGCUGGAUCAUCAGCGGGGCCAUAGACAUCAACAGAAUCAAGGCCAUUACGCCGGCGUACAUUCUGAAUUCAUCAGUCACAGAAUGGGAGCUAAUAGUCCAGACAGCGUUCCACUUCGCCCUAUCUGUGCUGGCCAUAGCGUGUCCAUGUGCGCUGGGCCUGGCCACGCCCACUGCUGUCAUGGUGGCUACAGGGCGCGCCGCCAGGCUAGGGCUGCUCGUCAAGGGAGCGGAGCCCCUGGAGAACGCACACAAGGUAAAGACAGUGAUAUUCGACAAGACGGGCACGAUCACGCGCGGGUGCACCUCUGUCGCUAAGGUGUCCCUGCUGACCGGGGAAGCAUCGACCCUGCCGGACAUACUCGCGUGCUUGCUCACCGCCGAACUCAACUCCGAGCAUCCUGUCGCUUCUGCAAUAGUCAAAUGGUGCACGCUGGUACUGAACGGAAACUCGACGCUGAAGUGCGUGAACUUCACGGCGGCGCCGGGCUGCGGGCUGCGCGCCAGGCUCCGUGGGACUCCGCCCCAGGACUACCCACCGGCUCUGAGAAACGCCCUGAACCAAGCGCGGCCGGGCUCGUCGCUGGUGCUGCACGGCGUGCCGGUGGAGGUGGUGGCGGGCGCGGGCGACGCGGCGCUCAGCUCGGCGCAGGCGGCGCAGCGGCUGCACUGCAUCAUCCGCUCCAUGAGCAGCGGCGAGGAGACAGAGCAGAUAGUCCUAAUUGGCAACCGGGAGUGGAUGAACAGGAAUGGAGUGUCGGUGCCCCGGAGGGUUCAGGACGCGCUGCUGCAAGAUGAACAGCUGGGCAGGACGGCUGUCCUAGCCGCCAUCAACGAUCAGCUAGUGUGCACAAUAGGCGUCUCGGACGAGGUAAAGCCAGAGGCACACUUAGCUGUGUAUUGCCUGAAGAAAAUGGGCCUGCAAGUGUGUCUACUCACUGGGGACAACCGGAAGACUGCCGUUGCUAUUGCAAGACAGGUCGGCAUCAACAAAGUGUACGCCGAGGUGCUACCGUCACAUAAAGUGGCCAAGAUACAGAAACUGCAAGAUCAAGGACAGAAGGUUGCUAUGGUGGGCGACGGUGUAAACGACUCCCCUGCGCUGGCGCAAGCUGACGUCGGCAUCGCUAUAGCCAGCGGGACAGACGUGGCUGUCGAAGCCGCAGACUUGGUGCUUAUGAGGAAUGACCUGCUAGAUGUGGUGGCAUGUCUCGAGCUGUCCAGGACAACAGUGCGGCGCGUGCGACUCAAUUUCUUGUUUGCGUCCGUCUAUAAUUUACUGGGUAUACCUCUCGCUAGCGGCGCAUUCGCCGCGUACGGACUACAGUUACAGCCGUGGAUGGCCUCAGCUGCUAUGGCAAUGAGUUCCGUGUCAGUUGUCUGCUCAAGUUUACUGCUCAGAACAUUCAACAAGCCGUCAGCGGAGCAGCUGCGCACCCCGGAAUACGAGCAGGCGUGUGGCCUGGAGUCCCUUGACUCUGUGUCCGUUCACAGAGGUCUGGACGACCGGCUGGACGAGCGCGCCUCCUCGCCGCUCGCCAAAUUAUUCAACCGCACGAAAUCAAGUGAGGGCUGUCUGCUGCAAGAGGAUGACGACAUGAUGACCGUGUCAUUUAUACCGAAACGUCCAACAAAAGACGACCCAAGCCUAAACAGCUAAUUCACAAAAUGACCGAUUUCGGAUUGUUCCUAUAACGUGAUAAAAUAGUACGUAAAAGUUUAGGGAAAUGACUAAAGUUGAACUUUCAAUUUAGUCAAAUGGCUAAUAGUGGAUUUAGUGAAACGACUCUUAAAUUUAGUCGAAUGACUAUAAACCUUUUGAGAACUUAUUCAAACGACUAGAAACUUUUUAGUCGAAUGACUAUAAACCUUUCGAGAAUUUAGUCCAAUGACUAUAAACCUUUUGAGAAUUUAGUCGAAUGACUAAAAAAAAUUGUCGAAAAACUAAUUUCAACUGCGGCAUAAGAGGACUAUAAAAGUUUGUGGUGAUAUUAAAAAGUGACUGAUUUUGUACAUUUGCAGUGACCAGUAAUUGUGAAUGAAUUUUGACAUUUAAGGUGUAUUUUAUAAGAUAUUACAUAAUUAUUAAUAUAUGUAAUGGUGAUAACGUAUUUAGAUCGUUUUUAAACAGCUUAUGUACGUCCCAAUGCUCGGAUUACUCAUUCGAAUAGCGUGGUGGAGUAUGCCUAAUAAUCUUCAUAUCACGAACUAAUCAUCUCCUAGUUGUAAUAACAAGGGUCAUCAUUUAUACCCAAAAACGAAGAUAAAAGUUGCUUAGGUCUGUUAUCCAAGAAAUUUGAAGGUUAAACGAAGGAAAACCAGACUAGCCCAACCUUUUAGUAAAUUGCAAAUUAUUCUCUCAGGUCCAUUCGCUAUGUCUGUUAAAAUAUAUAAUAAGAUUCCAAAAGCCUUGCAAGACAUCACCGAAAUAAACAAAUUCAAAAACGUAUAUAAGCUGUUGUAGGUGACAAACAAGCAUUUAAACCCCAUAUAAUAUAGCCCAUACACUUCUCAUAAAAAAAAAUAUUUUAUACGAGUAUGAAGAAAAAAAUUACACUGGGUAUUAUAAGUUUUUAAUUCUUAAUGUUGAUGUUUCCGAAUUCAAAACUCGAUUUUUUUAAUGAGAUGUGUGUAUAUGAUUUCGAAUGUUAAUUGAAUUUAAUAGCCAUGUGAUUCUCUAAGGCUUCCCAUUCUUCUAUUACGUAAAGCUUUUUUGAGAAAAUAAAACUUUACAUAAUAGAAGAAAACACAUUUUUCUUAUUUCAAAUUUCGCGCGAAAACGGUUGGUCGCGUGACAUUUCGCCCGGUGACGUCACAGUUCAACAAACAAAGAAACUGUCAAACAGUGUAACUCGAAACCUGACGGAUAGUUUUGUUUAUUUUGUGAAAUGUGACGUCACACGAAGCUCAAUCAUGGCCGCCCGUGUUUCGGGUCUUGUAAUACCUCAUCAUCAUCAAUUUAAGAGCCACGCUCUUGUCGGUGUAGCCUUUUCCAUUCCAGUCUAUCAAAGGCCAAUUCCUUGACUUCCCUAUAAGACACGACGUUAACCUUUUCUUUAAUCUGUUCCAUGUAAGCUCUUCUUGGUCUUCCCCUUCCUCUCUUUCCUUCUAUUAUGUUUUUAAUAAAUUCGUCGUGUCUUAUUAGGUGUCCAAUCAUCUUGCCUCUUCUGUCCUCAAUAAUUCUUAGUAUUUGUCUCUUUUCCCUUACUCUUACUAGCACUUCCUCAUUUGUAACCCUUUCUGUCCAACUUAUUCUUUCCAUCCUCCUCCAACACCACAUUUGAAAGGCCUCGAAUCUCUCUCUUGUAAUAUACAGAUAAAAAAUAGCAUUCUUAUUUUGUAAAAAAUAAAAUAUUUAAAAAUGAUCUUAAUAAAAAAGGACUAUUGGAUAAUUAUCGUUAAAUGAUAAACUACCAUAUCCGACAUAUUUCAUAUUAAAUUGUUAGAACCAUCAAGUGGCCAAUUACUUUAGAUUUUUUUUAUUUGAUAGAUAGAUAGAUAAAAACAUUUAUUUGGUCUACAGACACACAUGCAUACAAAAAGAAAAAGAUUAGAUACAGACAACCAAACAACAGAGACGAAGCUCUGUAUUAAACACGCCAGGUGUGUGUGUGCUGUAGCAGCGCAAAUCGGUCAUAGCUCAGCGCAAGUUUUUGCUCUCACGAACAACACGCUGAUUUUCAGCUACAACACGGCUGGAGGAAUCCGCGGGUAUUUGCAGUUAAGUUAUAGAGAAUCACUUGGCUAGAGAAAGUCUAAUUUAGUUAAACUUUUACUGUUACCAUAAUAAGACCUGAUAAUAGAAAUUGUAUGUACAAAAGUUUAUAUAGAAACAAAUCGUAAGAAGGACUUUGUUAAAUAUACCCGAAUAUUAAAAAAAAAGUAGGAAUUUAAUUUACAUAAAAUAGCAUUAUGCCUACUGCGGAACGGAAGGCGAAUGGGGCAACCACCGUUCUACACGCCCUAUCUAUGGAGUAAUGAAGGCGAUUACUCCACCGACAAGAGCGCAGCUCUUAAAAAAAUAAAGAGAGAGAGAGAGAGGGAGAGAGCAUUAUGCCUGUAUCCCCAAAGGGGUAGACAUACCACCUCACAAAUAAAAAAUAAACCAGGGUUGAACGUGGGUUUAAGUAUUUGACAGCGAAGCAAAAUUGAAUCCAAUUAUCAUACAAUUCGACUGAAUUAAACACGCCAGGUGUUUAAUCAUUUAUUCACAAUAAAAAUGGUAUUACAGUUUGCAGAUGAUCAGCAUUUAACAUUUGGUCUACAUUUUUAGUUAUAUUGAAAUUAUAACAUGCAAAUAGUUAAAUAAAAUAAAAUUGAUAAUUUAAAUGUCAGUCAUUAGGUACAUUAAUUAUGAAAUAAUUAAAUGAUUUACAAUGUCAUUAUUCAAAUUACACAUCACAAAAAAACAAACAAUACACAAAAAAGAGAAAAAAAAGUAAAAAGAAAAACAAUGACACGAAACAUCCAACGAUUCAUUCGAUAGUUAUAAUGAUCAAAUUCAAAAAUAUCUUUAUUCAGUAGGUAACAUAGUUACACUUUGAAUCGUCAAUUUUUACAUAACGAACGUCUCAUCCGCCUAAAACUACUGCAGCUUCUCACAACCUGUAUAGCCGGGGAAAAGAAGCUGCAAGAAAAACCUCGGCACAGGGCCCUAGACGUUCUUUAAAAAAAAGCAUAAAAUAUUGCUAUACAAUUGAGUAAUUUAACUGCCUAUUAUCAGUUCUCAGACAGUUAAUCCCAUGCAUUCUUUCUUCUAAAUAAUCACUAACUUUAUAAUAACCUUCUAUGUAAAGUUUCCAUACAGUCGUUCUAGUUCGGUUCUGUCAAAUACUUAAACCCACGUUCAUCUCUGCUUUAUUUUUUAUUUGUAAGGUGGAUAGUAGUCAGUGCAUAACCCACCUCGCCAGCUAUGUUCAAGUCCCAUGUAACAGGGGGCGAGCCUAUUGCCAUUAACCGGACACAAAUCCUGGAAACCACGUGAUAUCAAUUAUCUACGAUCCAAACAUGAAUUGAAAGUCAUAAAGUUGAAUGAGGAUCAAAACUAGAAGCUCAAAUGUAGGUGGCAGCACUGUUGAGUGUUCCUAAAUGUUGACAGUUAAAAUUCUUGAUAACCUUUAGGCAGAUAAAACCAGUAACAGUCACAAGUACUUCUUCUUAUCGUGUGGGUUGUGAGGUGGAAUACCAGCCUCAUCAACCCUGGUGUCAGGAUUAUGAUUGAGCCGCCAUUGGCCCCUGACAUGGCUCAUGUAACGAUUACUCAUUUACAUCGGUAAAUAGUAACAGGGAGCAACGGCUUAACGUCCCUUCCGAAGCACGGAUCAUCUUACUUUCGGACAAUCUGGUGAUCAGUCUGUAUUAACCUCGAGGAGGUAUGUGACCUAACCUGUAUUGACUGGUAUUCCCUUCGCGAGUUGGAAGGUCAGACAGGCAGUCGCUGCUGUAAAAAUCCGGACCUGUCAAAUCAGGUUAAGUGAGCAGACCCCGUGAAAAACGGGACAAUGCCAUGGAGAUCCCCAUGUCACGUUAACUUUUUUGACAAAUUAAACCGUAAGUCUCAUUAAAUGUCAAAUAUGAUAGUGCGACAGGGUUCUAAAGUGGGUACAUGAUAUUGCCCAUGAUUGAAAUAACAAUUUUAAAAGAAAAACUUACUGUUAAAGAGGAUAUACAAUGGGAAAAUUCCCACUUUGGGAACAUUCCCGAAAACGGCACGUCUCUGGUUCCAGUAUUUUAGAAAAUUGAAAUUUACUUUUUAAGAGCUUCCAUACAAAUUUUUACUUAGAACUUAUAUUUUUUAUUUUUAUUUUGAUAUCCAAAGAUUUUGUACAUAAUUGUAUUAUUACCUAUUAUUUUAGAUAGGUAUAAUGUUUUCAUUAUAAUGUAACGUAUCAAUUUAUUUCGUUUUUUCCCGUGCCCUCCGAAGCACUAUCUGAGUAAUGAUACACCAUUUGUCCGAUCAAGUAGUGACCGCCAUAGGAGGCUAGGAAGCAAAUCUACUGUAAAUUACAUGAAAACUAAUUUGAUGUUCAUUUAAAACCACUAUUUGUAAUAUUAUUAUUUUAAAAUAAUAUAAAUCUGUACUGAGUUCUUCUGUUAUUAUAUUUUAAUAAAAUAAUUAUUAUUGUAUAGAAUAUA
Pectinophora gossypiella (pink bollworm) is the source of this 8576-nucleotide messenger RNA. It is a transcript of the gene ATP7, whose product is annotated as copper-transporting ATPase 1. Gene Ontology annotation, biological process: monoatomic cation transport. The coding region runs from base 376 to 4101 and encodes 1241 amino acids. Gene Ontology annotation, molecular function: ATP hydrolysis activity; ATP binding; copper ion binding. Gene Ontology annotation, cellular component: membrane. The transcript is spliced from 31 exons. The record is from RefSeq and is a predicted model, not a curated record. NCBI's taxonomy places the organism in Eukaryota, Metazoa, Arthropoda, Insecta, Lepidoptera, Gelechiidae.